CUACAUGUCUUUUUCAAAUGCACUCCUUUAUAGACAUUCAAAAUCAUUUUAUUUCAACAUCAAAAAUACACCCUUAUCGAUUUUUCUGCAACGCAUAUACACCCUUUUCACAAUGAUGCUCGAAGACAUGCACUCCUUUGGAGUCGACCUCAACUCCAUUUUUGCACAGGAACUCGGUGGCCUGGCGCUGGCCCCGACCCCUAUUGCUGUAAACCAACCGCCGCCAAACGUGCUCGUCAACAGGGUCCCUGAAGGAUUCACACCCAUUUUGAUCAAUCUAGAGCGUUGUUCUCGAGCUGAGCUGCGGCGAUUCCUUCACAAUAUGCUGUGCAUACCAACGCCCUGCAAUAACGGCAGCGUACCAAAGGAAAAAACCCUUGGUCGGUGUGGCUGCGAGCUGCUUGAAUUCGACUACCAGCCAGACUUUCUGUUUAACAAACGCAAGCUUGAAACACAAGAGGAGGAGGACGAAUAUGGCAGUGAUGACGACAAUACAAGUGUGUCUGUGCGGAGCAGUCAGGGAUAUUCCGGCGACAAUGACAGUGAGAUUGGAAUGGUUGAAGACGAAAACGAUAAGCAGGUCGAGGAGCUACUGCGCAAUCAAGAGGCUGAGCGCAAGAGGAUCAAGAUUAAGCGGCCACCAAAUUCAUUUAUGAUUUACCGCAGUGAACGCCACAACGAACUGGUCAAGGAGUACAGGGGUGGAAACAAGGUCAUAUCUGGGAUCAUCGCCAAGGAGUGGCACAGCAUGACCCCCGUGACUAAGAGAAAGUAUGAGGAUAUGGCAGCUGUAAAGAAGCGCGAGCAUGAGAUGCUGUAUCCCAACUACAAGUUUAUGCCCAAGCGGCGCAAGAACUAAAAGGCAUUGCUGUAUAUAAAACCCAAUUGUGUAGUAUUUUAUUAAUGCUAUUGUAGACAUAAUCAUAUUCAUUGUAUAACUAGAGCCAAACUUUGAAUUGACAAAAAACUUUAUUAAUGGGGCGCUGGAUAUUUGAAACCUCAAUUUUGAAGGAGACCAAUACUAACG
Messenger RNA from Kickxella alabastrina, 1027 nucleotides. RefSeq lists its product as uncharacterized. The transcript has a single exon. Gene Ontology annotation, molecular function: RNA polymerase II cis-regulatory region sequence-specific DNA binding; DNA-binding transcription factor activity, RNA polymerase II-specific. Bases 5 to 859 code for a protein of 284 amino acids. NCBI's taxonomy places the organism in Eukaryota, Fungi, Kickxellomycota, Kickxellomycetes, Kickxellales, Kickxellaceae. The record is from RefSeq and is a predicted model, not a curated record. Gene Ontology annotation, biological process: anatomical structure morphogenesis; cell differentiation; negative regulation of transcription by RNA polymerase II.